Sorghum bicolor (sorghum) is the source of this 2257-nucleotide messenger RNA. Its product is annotated as solute carrier family 40 member 1. The transcript is spliced from 8 exons. NCBI's taxonomy places the organism in Eukaryota, Viridiplantae, Streptophyta, Magnoliopsida, Poales, Poaceae. Gene Ontology annotation, biological process: iron ion transmembrane transport. The record is from RefSeq and is a predicted model, not a curated record. Gene Ontology annotation, molecular function: iron ion transmembrane transporter activity. The coding region runs from base 380 to 1897 and encodes 505 amino acids. Gene Ontology annotation, cellular component: membrane.
UUUUUUAUCUUUCCCGUUGUUUGAACGACUCCCGGCGACGCUGACAGUUCCGGCGCACGUCACCCUAAUUGUUGUGUACGGAGUUCAGUAUAUAUUGCAAUCUGCAAUGUAUGGUCGCUCCUCGUCUUCUCCAUGUUCCAUGCCGCCUCCGCUGCAAGGAUCAUAAACAAACACUACACGAUAAAUACGACCGACGACUGCGUGAGAAGAAAAGAUCGUGCAUCUGAUCGUGAUCGGGGUGUGCGUGCGUUGCCCCUGCUGCUCCUCUGGUCCGGUCAGGCACACAGCAAAGCCAGCGCAAGUCGUCGUCGCGGUACUCAAGUGAGAUCCGGGUCGGGGAUCCAGGAUCAGGUGAAGGCGAUCGAGCGCGGCGGCGGGGAUGGACGACGAAGAUGCGGCGGCGAUCGAGGGCGGGCAGCUCGCGCCUCUUCUCGGAAGCCGAAGCGCGGGCUCGCCGUCGCCGGACGCGUCGCUGCUCCGCCGCCUCUACGCCGGCCACGGCCUCGCUAGAUGGGGCGCCAGGAUGUGGGAGUUCUCGGUUGGGCUGUACAUGAUCCGCAUCUGGCCAGGCUCGCUGCUCUUCACGGCGAUUUACGGCGUCGUCGAGUCCUCCUCCGUCGCCGUGUUUGGUCCCAUAGUUGGGACACUGGUCGAUAAGCUCACGUACCUUCAGGUCCUUGGCCUAUGGCUUCUAGUCCAAAGCCUGUCCUUCAUCGUCGCCGGAGCGUCAGUAACGGCCCUGCUUGUUUACGACGACCUGAAAGCCACAAGCUUCCCUGUUUUCAUGGCGCUGGUGAUCGUGACCAACGUGUCAGGUGCGCUAGCAGCGCUCUCAACACUCGCCGGAACCAUACUGAUCGAGAGAGAAUGGGUGGUGGUGAUCUCGAGCGGGCAUCCUCCUGCAGUACUGACGGGGAUCAACUCGGUGGUCCGGCGGAUCGACCUGAGCUGCAAGCUGCUGGCCCCUGUCUUCUCCGGCCUCGUCAUCAGCUUCGUGUCGGCGCAGGCCUCCGCGGCAGCUCUGGCGGUGUGGAACGUCGCCUCGGUGGGGCUGGAGUACUGGCUCUUCGUCUCCGUGUACAAUGGCGUGCCUGCGCUCGCUGAGAGCAACCGGGUGAGAACACCUGAUGCAGCUGAGGCCAUGUCGCCGUCAUCGUCGUCGUCGUCGUCGUUGGAGAGCGUGACACCGACGGCGAAUGCGCUGGAUUGGAGGGCUAGGAUGACGGAGCAGCUAUCCAUCAUACCAUGCUGGGAGUCAUGGGUGGUGUACCUGAGGCAGGACGUCGCGCUCCCAGGCGUCGCUCUCGCCUUCCUCUACUUCACCGUCCUGAGCUUUGGCACCCUGAUGACGGCGACCCUAGACUGGAAAGGCAUACCAGCGUAUGUCAUCAGUUUGGCAAGGGGUUUCAGCGCCAUCGUCGGCAUCGGCGCAACGCUGAUGUACCCUGUGGUGCACUCUUGGGUGUCCACGCUACGAACAGGGCUGUGGUCCAUUUGGAUGCAGUGGUGCUGCCUGCUGGUGUGCGUGGCCUCCAUCUGGGCGGCCAGCGACGUGGCGUCGGCGUGGAUGCUGAUGGCCGGCGUCGCCGCGUCGCGCCUAGGGCUAUGGAUGUUCGACCUCGCCGUGAUGCAGCUGAUGCAGGACGGCGUGGCCGACCACGAGCGGUGCGUCGUGGGUGGCGUGCAGAAUUCGCUGCAGUCCGUGUUCGACCUGCUCACCUAUGUCAUGGGCAUCAUCAUCUCCGAUCCCAGGGAUUUCAGCGAGCUGAUCGUGUUGUCGUUCUUCCUGGUGACCUGCGCUGCAGCCAUGUACACGCUGCACGUCUACCGCGUGCGCAAGCACCUCUUCCACUUCGACAAGAUCCUCGCCAAGAUCAGCUGGAACAAAGUUUCAUGAAUUGAUUAUAUGGCCGGUUGGCAAAGCAAGCAGAUAUUUCCUUGCUCCUAGCUACUGUAAAUUGCUGAUUUGACACUGGGUUUGAAAUACCCGGAACGGAGUAUACUGGCUGCGCUUGUAAACAGUUGUGCUCCCCCCCCCCCCCCCUCUCUUCCAGUGUGCAGAAAAUUGUAUAAUUUAGGAACAUUUUUACCAAGUAUCAACUGUAGGUGAACUGGAAUUUCCUAAAACAAAGCGUUAAGACUGAAGGAUUUUAAUCCAAGAUAGUGUGAUUGGAUCAGGGUUUUUUUUUAAAUGUGGGCUUCAAAGUUGUAAUGAGAAAAUGGGCCAAUACAUACAAACCAAGAAAAUCCUCUGUCA